This is a messenger RNA of Trichomycterus rosablanca, 2307 nucleotides long. RefSeq names its product neurofilament medium polypeptide-like. Gene Ontology annotation, molecular function: structural molecule activity. Lineage: Eukaryota; Metazoa; Chordata; Actinopteri; Siluriformes; Trichomycteridae. The record is from RefSeq and is a predicted model, not a curated record. The coding region runs from base 1 to 2307 and encodes 768 amino acids. Gene Ontology annotation, cellular component: cytoskeleton. The transcript is spliced from 8 exons.
AUGUUGCCUCUAAAUCUGCGGGCAUCUUCACGUUCGCGCAGCCCGGUGCGGUUCAACCCGAACUUUGCAGGCGGCCGCGUUACUGGUACCAGUAGCGGUACUGGUUCAUGGGCCAUGGUGAACUUUCCCGGUGAGGAGAAGGAGACGAUGCGCUGUCUGAAUGAGCGGCUGAAGGAUUACCUGAACCAGGUGAAACUGCUGGAGGAGGCGAACACCACCCUGGAGACGCAAAUCAAACAAGUGUUAACCCAGAAACGCUCUGUGGGGGACCGAGACUGGAGCGGGUACCACAAAACCAUCAGCAUCCUCCGACAACAGGCUCAAGCUAUGACGAUGGAGAACGCCCAGAUCAUGCUACAGAUUGAUAACGCCAGACUGGCUGCCGAAGACUUCAAAGUCAAGUUGGAGUCAGAAUCUGCUAUACGUCAGGUGGUUGAACUGGACAUCGCAAGUCUCCGGAAGGUGAUAGACGACACACAUUUGAGCCGCAUGCAUCUGGAGAGUCAGAUUGAAUCUCUCAGAGAGGAGCUCAUCUACCUAAGCAAAGCUCAUGAAGAGGACGUGGCUGAGCUGAAAGCACAGAUCCAAAACUCCAGCGUGAAUGUGCAGAUGGAGGCGAAUAUGGGUGUAGACCUCACUGAGACCAUCGAUACAAUCCGGCAGCAGUACGAGAGAGCGGUCCAGAAGAACCGGGAGGACACCGAGGACUGGUACAAAGCCAAGUUUGAUAGCAUCUCAGCGGAGGUGAGUAGGAGCAGUGAUGAACUAGAGCAGGGGAAGACCGAGCUGAACGAGAUGCACAGACAGAAACAAGGAAUGGAGAUCGACCUGCAGACCCUGCACAGCAUGACCCUCUCUCUAGAGGACACACUGCAGGAGACAGCUGGACGUUACGCCCUCGAUAUGAACAGUUACAAUGUAGUUCUCCAGCGGCUGGAAGCGGAACUUGGUGAUGUCCAUGUCCAUGUGGCCAGACAGAGAGCGGAGUACCAGGCUCUGCUUAACAUCAAGUGUAAACUGGAGGAAGAGAUUGCCACCUAUCGCCGACUCCUGGAAGGCAUAGGAAUGGCUAAUUUCGAUAUUACAGAUGCUGGAUUUCGUCAAAAUGAAGAUCUCAAGGGAUUCGGAGCACAAGAUCCACCAGGUCUACCAAGUAAUGCUGAGGCGAUGGAUGACAACAGUUUGGCUGGUGUAGACGAAAGUGUGGAGUUCUCAUUGGACCAGGCUCUGUAUGCCAAACCCCCUUGCCCGACUUCUGACUCAAGUUUGAUGAAUGAGAUGGUAGAGGAGGAGAUGAAUGCUACCAACUCCGCCAUGAACCUACAGCACAACCACGAAGUAACAGGAUCACACGAAAAGGAGUGUCCAGUGAUCAUGGGGGUUGUGCCUCCUGAAAUGAUCCCUUUGGUGUGCCCACUGUUUAAAGAGUACAGGGCGAAGGUACAUGAGGAUGUAAACAGCAUUGUGGAAGACAGUGGCAUAGCUAAGGAUGAGGUCAUGGGAAGUAAUGGGGUAGACAAGGAGGAGGUACAAAGCAUUGUGGUUGGUGAAGUGUUAGGGCAGGAAAGGUUUGGCAUGGAGGUACAGCAGGAAGGAAACACCAUUGUGGAGUGCAGGGAAGUGGCAGAGGAGCUGAACAUGGAGAGCAAGGAGGUAGAAGAGGCGGAAAAAAGCAUUGUUGUUUGUGCAGGGUUAAAGCAGGAAACGUUUGUCAUGGAGGUACAGCAGGAAGAAGACACCCCUGUGGAGUGCAAGGGUGCAGCUGAGGAGCUGAUCAUAGAAAGUGAGACAGUAGGAGAGGAGGAGGCAAAAAGUGUUGUGGUUUGUGCAGCGUUAAAGCAGGAGAUAACCCCCCCUAUGAUUUGCUUGGAAUUCCAGCAGGAGAUAAACACAUUUGUUGAGUUCAAGGGUGCAUGCGAGGAAGAGAUGAAAAGCAUUGUAGAGUGCGAGGAGGGAGCUGAGAGGGAGGGAGACGGCACUGUGGAUGGCAUGGAGCUAAAGCAGGAGAUCACCCCUCCUGUUGAGUACAAGGGGGCAGCCGAGGAACAGAUAAACAACAUUGGGGUUAGCAUAAAGAUACAGGAGGAGGUUCAUAUCCAAGAGGAGGCAGGAGCACACGGGACAAAAGACGGCAAACUUACUGAAGUGAAUGGAGGGGCAGUAGAAGAGGUGGUAAAAACAAAGGGUAUGGGGGAAGCUGAGGAGAUCUGCGUGGUGGAGGGCAAGGCAGCAGGACAAGAGGAGAUCCAAAGCAUUGCAGAGUGGAUGGGGGCAGAUUUUAAGAAUGAAGAGGAGCAGAACCAGUAA